Messenger RNA from Hemibagrus wyckioides, 1509 nucleotides. RefSeq names its product RAB20, member RAS oncogene family (gene rab20). Gene Ontology annotation, molecular function: GTP binding; GTPase activity. Gene Ontology annotation, biological process: intracellular protein transport. Lineage: Eukaryota; Metazoa; Chordata; Actinopteri; Siluriformes; Bagridae. The record is from RefSeq and is a predicted model, not a curated record. The transcript has 2 exons. Gene Ontology annotation, cellular component: endomembrane system. Bases 412 to 1140 code for a protein of 242 amino acids.
GUUUUAAAAAAUGUUUUUAUAUGCUAUAAUAAGUAAACUGAAGUAAGGUGUAGUCCAAUCGAUUAUUUACACACAUGGGCAGGCAUCUGUGAAGCCCCGCCCACAUCGGGGGUAUUUCCUGCGUUGUAAGCUUUUAAAGACUUGAACUUGAACUUCCUAAAAAUGACCGCUGCAAGUUUGCACUAUUCUCGUGAAUCCGUUCUUUUCAGAAGUGUCCGACUCGCUCAGCUUUAUGACCGCAAUCUUAUUUAUUCACGUACUGGGGGAUAAAAAACUCAGCCAUGUCAUGUGAGAAACAGACUAAAACACCCAUUUUUCACUUUUUUUUGUUUUGUUUUGUGCUGUCAUUUGUCCUUAAAGGGAAAAAGUUAAACAUGGCGUAGUGUGAGCGGAGUUUGUUGACUUGUGACCAUGGCCGAGUCCACGAAGAAGCUGAAAAAGCCUGACGUGAAAAUUGUCUUGCUGGGUGACAUGAAUGUUGGGAAAACAUCUUUGCUCCAUAGGUACACCGAGAGGAAAUUCAAGGACACAGUGAGCACAGUUGGAGGGGCCUUCUUUCUCAAGCAGUGGGGACCAUACAAUAUCUCCAUAUGGGACACUGCAGGUCGGGAGCAGUUCCACGGUCUGGGCUCUAUGUACUGUCGUAGUGCAGCUGCAGUCAUCCUCACCUAUGACAUGACCAGCUGGCAAAGUUACGUAGAGCUGGAGGACCGCUUCCUAUCCCUAACUGACACUGCUAACAGUGACUGCAUAUUUGCCAUAGUAGGCAACAAAGCUGACCUGACUGACUCGCAUGCCCAGGCUUCAAAUCCAGAGGGAGAGGAGGAGAACAAGCCUGCACGCAUGUCUGUUUCUUCCUCCUCACUUCAGCGCAAACAGGUGAACAGAGAGGAUGCCAUGGCUCUGUAUGCACGCGUGCUACACUACAAAGGGCUGGAUGAGAAGGCCUGUCUGCCCGCUGAAAGCAUGUGCUUUGAAACCAGUGCUAAAACUGGCUACAAUGUGGAUAUGAUGUUUGAAACUAUGUUUGAGUUGGUGGUGCCCUCAAUCCUGAAGAAGAGGAAUGAGGGCGAGAGCUCCACUGUUGACUUGGAAGCACCCAGCACAGGAAAGAGUAAUAAAGCCGGCUGCUGUACCUAGGAGGAGGGUCAAGAUCGGGAAUGCGGAUUUAAUCCGUAAUACAAUGAAGGCACAGAAGCUUGUUUAAACUCCAGUAACCCUUUCUGUUAGAAAGGAAGACCACAUUUCUGUAAAUCAAGUCAUAUUUAAAUGAUCAGUGUUGAGAAUUGUAUAAUUCAACAAACAAAAAGUACUGCUCAAGCUCAAAACAAUAUGAAGGCAACAACUCUUAAACAGUAUUUUUAAUUUGUGCUGCUGGAAUGACUUUUAAUUUUUUAUGAUGUGCUGUGAUUAUGCUUCCACUAUUUUGUAAAUGAAGCCUUCUUGUGACAAGUGUACACAAAUAUCACAAAAAUGCAAUUGAAAAAUAAAAGGUACGAAUGAUCAUAA